Messenger RNA from Drosophila nasuta, 4632 nucleotides. Its product is annotated as exocyst complex component 4. The transcript is spliced from 18 exons. Gene Ontology annotation, cellular component: growth cone membrane; exocyst; synapse. The record is from RefSeq and is a predicted model, not a curated record. Lineage: Eukaryota; Metazoa; Arthropoda; Insecta; Diptera; Drosophilidae. Gene Ontology annotation, biological process: Golgi to plasma membrane transport; exocytosis; chemical synaptic transmission. Bases 259 to 4335 code for a protein of 1358 amino acids.
CUUAAUGUGUCAUCAGUUCAACGGCGGAAUUCAUUACCACAACGUCUUGGUGCGAGUCGCAUGCGAUCGGCAACGGAGUUUUCGGAUAAAGUUUACUAUUCUCGCAAACUUUUAAUGCCAGUUAUUGACAACUAUACUUCACAAUUUUAUUCAGAGAUAGGCAGCUGAAUUGUUUACUCCUGCAUAACGCUGUUUCGCAUCAAUUAACCCGAGCCAAGCGAUUCUGAAGUAUAUAAAUCUAAAUUCUUAGACCCAAUUAUGUCUUCCAUUGCAGCAGAGAAACGCGCUUCCUUUGCGCGCCGUGCUGAAAGUUUGGUGGAGCGGGUGAGAGUAUUGAAUACCAUUUAUGAGAAAUACAACAUCAGCACGGAAAAAUGCGGCGAUCUGACAGUCAUAGUCCAGGGAGAUCUGUCGCAGCAGGAGAAACGUGCUGUAUUCAUUACAGUGCACGAUUUGGGCUGUAAUCAUAAUUCUUUUCAGGAAUUCGUGAGCAGCCCCUGCAUGACCGAAAUCAAGGAGCGCUCUUGUUUCAUACAUGUCGAUGUGCCCGGCCAUGCGGACAAUGCCGAUGCCUUGGCCGAUAAUUUCCCAUUUCCAUCGCUACAGGCUUUGGGCGAAGAUUUGGUCACCGUGCUGGACUAUCUGCAUGUAAAAUAUGUAAUUGGUCUGGGCGAGGGAGCCGGUGCCAAUGUCCUGGCCCGUUUUGGCCUCGCCCAUCCUAGUCGGGCACUUGGCCUCAUUCUGAUCAAUGCCACCGGCAGUGCUGCAAGUGUUUUGCAAUCCUUUAAGAGCAAGUUCAUUAGCUGGAAAAGCGAUGAGGUGGCCCAAUCGGCUGAGAGCUUUCUAAUGUAUCACAAAUUUGGACAUCAAAUUGUUGGCGAGAAUCCAGAUAAGGACAAGAUUGUGGCCGAGUAUCAAAAGCGUUUGCAUCGAUCAUUGAACAGCAAGAAUGUCGGUCUCUACGUGAAGGCGUUCAUGAAUCGCAAGGAUCUUACACUCAAAGGUUGCAAAGUCGAUGUCAUUUUGAUCACUGGCAUGCUCAGUCCAUAUGCCUCAAUGGUUGAGAAGUUACAUCGUGAUGUGGAGAAGGAACGCGUUACCAUCUUGAAGAUAGAACGUGCUGGCGAUGUUUUGGCCGAUGCUCCAUCCAAGGUUGCUCAAUCGAUUCUAUUGUUCUGCAAAGGCCAGGGAUUGCUCACUUCGAUCGUAAUGCCAGGCGUUGAUCGUGGACGAUCGUAUUCCACUGCCAGUUCAAGCUCAUUUGAACGCCGCUUAUCGCGCGGCAUUUCUAUGGAGGAUUACGACAAACCCAAUAUUCGUCGUCUCAGCAUAAUGAACAUGCAACAAACUUGCUCGGGUUACUUUGAUUUUAAACCCAUCCGCAUGGACGCGCCACCGCCGACAAAGCCACCUAGGGGCAUUAAAUAUGGCAAGGAUGAGUCCGCUGGAUGUGGCUUCCUCGUCAAUGUCAUCAAAUCGCUGGGUUUUAGUGAAACAACCGAAGAGCGACAAAAGGAGAAGCAGAAAAUCGAACAAGAAUUCAAGCGUUCCGAUCUGCGACUAAAUGAACUCGUUUCACGUCAUGACCAGCAACUUACUCAAGUACUGCCACUAUUCAGCCAGGUGUCCACAGAGGUCACAGCGAGUCGCGAGCGCAUUCAUGCAGUCAAAGAGAAUCUGGGCGCCUGCAAGCGAUUGCUGCAGUGUCGUCGCGAUGAGCUCAAGAAGAUGUGGACGGACGCAGUGCAGCACAAGUAUGUGCUAGAGAUGCUCGAGCAAAUUCAAGAGCUGCGCAAAGUGCCUCAACGUGUGGUCAGCUACACGGAAAAGCGUCAGUAUUUGCAUGCCAGCAAAGCACUGACGGAUGCGUUGGCUACCUUAAAUGGACCGCUGUUGGGUGUCGAAGGUUUGGCCGAUUUACGUACCGAUCUGCAGUCGCGACGCCAACAACUCUAUCAACGUCUGCACGAAGAGCUCGUCACACAGGUGUACAAAAACUCUGCAAACGAGGCAUUUCAGCGCAGCAAUUCGAGUCGCCUCAACUCGAGCUUUACGCGUGGCAUUGCUGCACGUCGCUCCACGGAUCGCAUUGAAGCAAAUGCUCGGGUGCGCAAGGCAUUGAGCGAAAUGGCUCAAGGCUUUGAUUUGGACAAGGCAGAGAUUAUUGAAGAUGCGGAUUUGAUUGAUCCCGAACUGAGCAUGAGCUAUUUCAUUGCCAUAAUCGUGGAAUGCUUUGGCAUGCUGCAUAAGGUGCCAGAUUCGUUGGAAACGCUGCGUGUACAAAUUCAAACUGAACUCUUGAAUGUGGUGCGCCAUACAACACAGCAGCUGCAAGCUACAGCAGCUGCAGCUACUGGUGAAAUGAAUCCGUUGCUUACUCUUCUAGAGUUGAUUUUCAAACAGUUCAAAGCGAUCGCAAAGACGCACACGCUGCUCCUCAAGAACUAUUUGGCUGUAGGUCAAAAGUAUGCUGUGGUUGGACCACAACCCUAUGAUCUGACGGAUUUCUGGGCGCAGGCGCAAUCUGUGUUGCAACUGUUGCUUACGGAUUACUUGGAUAUUCAAAAUACAUCAGGGGAUGAGAGCUCGCAAACGGGAUUUGCCGAGCCAACAAACAAUAUCAACUCCUAUUUCCUAAGACGAAAAGUUCCAAGCACCAAGAAAACCAUGUUCAAGUUUGACAAGUCAUCGCAUAUAGCAGGCAAUAGCAUGCAUGAAACGUUCAAGGAACAUCGACGCAAUGCUUCGGAUGCCUCAGUGGAUGACAAUUUGGGUGGCACGCUAGGCAGCGGCAAAGGAUCUGUGACUGGUCUACUGCCGCACGAGAAAAAGCAGCGCGAAAAGUUGUUGAUAUGCACGCCUGAUCAGAAUGUGAUCACCAAAGUGUAUUUGCCUUUGAUGGGCUACAUACAGGAAAUUGAAAACUUUAUGAAAUGCAAGCCAGGACAACCUUGCAGCUUGCAUGACUUUGUGGAUAACUAUAUCAAGGACACAUUCCUAUCCAAGGGUCACAAUCGCAACUUGCAAUUGACCAUUGAAUCACUGUCCAAGAAUCAAGAUGCUUGGCGUGCAAUUAUAACACCUGAGGAGAUGAAAUCGCUAAAUUUGAGCAGACCACUUCUGCAGUCCACAGUCAUGGUUGAGCGAAGAUUGGUGGAGACAAAAAAUCUUAUCGAGGAUUUGCCUUGUUACUCAGAGGAGCUGCUAAAGAUGGUGUGUGCAUUGUUAAAGGCCUACCGAGAGAUAUGCCAAGCGGCCUACAGAGGAAUAGUACAGCCAGAUUCGGAAGAUAAGCGUAUCUACAGUGUGGCUUGGUUGAAGGAUGAGGACAUCAGUCGCUUCUUAAAAACGUUACCCAAUUGGACUGAUCUAAAGACAUCGAGUCAGCGUGCUCGACACACGCGCAAAUUGCAACGCACCAAUUUUGAGCCAUCCGAGGAAGAGAGUCCGUUGCAAGUGCAGCAACGAAACAUACGAGAAGCUGAAAUGCUGACCAGCAAUUUAGGUGAAGGAGGCAUAACUCAACAGGAAAUAUUGGCCGACAUCAGUGUUCUCAAAGAGUUGGCCAUACUACAAGAGAGUAUGGAAUGGUUCUCGGUGCGCGUCUCCGAGUUUGCCAACGAGUUACGACGUCCCCUCGUCAACGGUUUGAACUCAGCGGCUGCCGAAUGCACAGCGAAUGUGGCCAUCAAGGAUGGCACCAUAAAGGUGAUGACUAACUUGGCAUUAGAGUUCGAUGAGCUUGCAAAUACAUGUCUGCUGGUGCUGCAUCUAGAGGUGCGUGUGCAAUGCUUUCACUAUUUGCGUUCCAAGUCGAGCAUUAGAACGAAUAGCUAUGUGGGCUCUAAGGAUGAUAUAUUAGAGCCGGAUCGUCAGGUAUCGGUACUAAACAAGCGUCUAUCUGAAAUGGAUGAGGCAUUUAGUGCCACUCUGCAUCCGCGCAAAACGAGGUAUAUCUUUGAGGGUUUAGCGCAUCUAGCUGCACGCAUUCUUAUUCAGGCGUCCAACUACUUGGAGCACAUUGAUCAGAUCACUGUGCAGCGCAUGUGUCGCAAUUCGAUAGCUUUGCAGCAGACACUGAGCAACAUAACUGCAUCCCGAGAAGUUGCCUUGGAUCAGGCGAAACAUUUCUACGAGCUGCUUUGCAUGGAGCCGGAUGAAAUACUCAACUCACUGCUGGAGCGUGGAACGGAAUUCUCCGAGAUGCAGUUGCUCAACGCAUUGCAAUUAUCGUGCAAGGCAUGUGGCAUUACAGAUGCCAAUUUACUGGCUUCCUAUCAACAAAAACUAUCCGACAUAUUGGGCGCUAAGCCCUCCAAGGGUGUUGUUGUAUAAUAGAAAGAGUUACACAAGUUAAAUCAAAUAUCAAUUUUAAAUGCAUUGCGCCUUGUAUGCCCACUCACACAUACAUUCAGACAUACACACAUGCAUUAUUAAUAGUUUUUAAUGUGUAAGUGAAAAAAGAAUGAGUAUGCUAAUGUUAAGCCUACAUAUAUAAAAUUGAUUAUAAAUGUUUUGAACAUGUUGGCAUGCACUUGGUGUUGCGAUAUAUAGUCCUUUAUAAACUUAUAUUCUAAAGUUCAUGAACAAUAUUGUAAUAUGGCUUAUACACAAUAAAUGAAAAUGUAACAA